AUGGCUUGUUUUGUUUUGCUGCUGAUCGGCUGUAUCCUUCAGAAAACUUUAUUAAGGGCAGAAACCACUGAGGACGAGAUAACCUGGCCGGAUGACGUCACUGAGGCUACCUUAGAAACAGAGAUGACCUGGCCGGAUGAACUGCCAGUAACCGUAACGAAAGAGGUCACUUAUCGCACCGCUAGAACCUUGGAUCCUUUGGAUGCCUUGAAGGACGAAGAAGAGUUCAUGGAAAAGCCGCACAAAAACAAGGAUGUCGAGACAUUCGACAGCCUGGAAGAAGGAUACCGCAUGGUUCAUCCAAUAGAGGAAGCAAAAGCUCUGAAGCGGAAGCCGCUUCCCGAGGAGAAGUAUAUCAAGCAGCCGUUCUACUUCGGCUGCUGUCACAACUCCACGAAUGUGGGAUGUGCAGGUGUUUGUCCGGAGACCUGUGAGUACCGCUCCAAGUACUGUGUACCUCUAUGCGGACCUCCAUGUCGCUGUAAGCGCGGUUUUGUCUACAAUAUUCAGCGAAAGGCCUGCACCCUGCGCUCCGACUGUCCCAAGUGGAUUGUUCAGAGCAAGAACGGAAUCUACAGGGUGUUUUUGUGA
This is a messenger RNA of Drosophila suzukii, 591 nucleotides long. RefSeq lists its product as uncharacterized. The record is from RefSeq and is a predicted model, not a curated record. Lineage: Eukaryota; Metazoa; Arthropoda; Insecta; Diptera; Drosophilidae.